CAAGUCUGGUAGAUUUUUUGUGCAGACCGUCCACGGUGGGACUAAAAAUGCAUGGUCCGGAUUCCCAGCCCUUGGGGCUGAAAACUCAAUUACUUCAUUUUAUUUCCAAGGAGAUUUUUUCGUUUUUUCUUUUUCCUUUUUCAGGAGAGGAGGAAGAAGAGAAGAAAAGGACAUGACCGUAAUUACAAUAUCUUCUUCCAUUUGUCCACUCAAAUCCUCUCAUUACUUCCAUUCCAAGCCCUUUAAAUCGGAUUUCUCGUCAGUUGGGUGCUGUCGUAAUCAAAGGAUCUCAAUCUCGAAAGCAUCGGAAGAUGGAUUUGUAGUUGUAGAGGACGAUCUCCAUGCACUUUUGGAGGCGCGCCUACAACUAACUGAGCGGCACAUGGGGGAGAAUGUGUAUGAGAUCCACUCCGUACAUCAGAUACUACCACGAGAUUUACGAGAGAAUCUUCGAAAUGAACCGAGAAGAGCUCAACUUUUAGAGGUUAUAAUGGACUUAGGUCGUUGCCCAGAAGCACGUUUUCUUAGUGAAUCUGGCGGGCAAUAUUUGAGGAAUACAGAGGUGUCGAUGAGAGAGUUGGAGGAUGCUCAGAAAGCUGUUGGAGAGUUUGGAGGAGACAACAGAGCAGGCAUUGAGGGAACUUUGCACCGAAUAUCUGCAAUACGAAGCCGUAAAGGGCUAGUUGUUGGCCUGACAUGCAGAGUGGGCCGAGCAGUUACUGGUCAUGUUGACAUGGUCCGCGAUCUUCUGGAUUAUGGGGAAAGCAUCUUGUUUCUAGGCCGGCCGGGAGUAGGUAAGACAACCGUCAUGCGAGAGAUUGCACGCGUCUUGGCCGAUGAACUUCACAAGCGAGUGGUAAUUGUGGAUACUAGCAAUGAAAUAGGAGGUGAUGGGGAUGUUCCCCAUGCAGCCAUAGGAGGUGCACGGAGAAUGCAAGUACCGAAGCCGUCCAUGCAGCACAGGGUCAUGAUUGAAGCUGUUGAGAACCAUAUGCCUGAGGUAGUCAUUGUUGAUGAGAUUGGCACGGAAGCAGAGGCACUUGCUUGUCGCUCUAUCGCAGAAAGAGGAGUCAUGCUCAUCGGCACUGCUCAUGGAGAACGACUUGAGAACAUAAUAAAGAACCCCACACUUACUGAUCUGGUUGGGGGAGUUGAGACUGUUACUCUUGGAGAUGAUGAAGCCCGUGCUAGAGGUUGUCAGAAAAGCAUUCUUGAGAGAAAAGCUCCUCCAACCUUCCCUUUUCUGAUUGAAAUGAGGGAAAGGAAACAUUGGGUCACGCAUCGGACUGAAAGGAGUGUUGAUAUGUUGCUCCAUGGUAAAAAGCCCUUGGUUGAGGUGAGGAAGAGGGAUGAUAAAUUCAAGGUUGUGAUAGAAAGAUGGAAAGCAUAUGAUGGAGAUGGAAUUUAAUCCCUUUAUCCACCAAAAGCAUUUCAAGUCAAUACACUUAACCAUAUCUAUGUGAAAAGAUUAGGCACGCACACUGUUAUUUUGCUGCUAUAGCUCGAGGUUAUUGAAGAAGCAGAUACUGGCAUGGGUUUCUGAAGAAUCCAAACAAGGCAAUAAGGUGGCAGUGGGCAAUUGUAAUCUUCUUGCCACAUUCAGUGCUAGUGUCAGCAGUGUAUUGUAUUGUAUUGUAUUGUAUUGUAUUGUAUUGUAUUGUAUCAAGUAUCUGGGCCUCAUCUGCCGUACCCUUUCACAGGAAAGCAGUUGGUUUUUUAAGUGGUCUAUACUUUGCAUUAUCAGAGCAAAUGGGAUGGGUUUUUUCCCAUCUGCUGGACAUUUAAUGGACGGUCAAAAUAAAAAACUGUCAAUGGUUCAAAUUCAACUUAUUAAUACGAGGUCAGGAUAGUUAAAUAAAUACAAAACCUUUGAUGAUGA
Messenger RNA from Magnolia sinica, 1879 nucleotides. RefSeq lists its product as uncharacterized. The record is from RefSeq and is a predicted model, not a curated record. Gene Ontology annotation, molecular function: ATP hydrolysis activity. Bases 173 to 1408 code for a protein of 411 amino acids. NCBI's taxonomy places the organism in Eukaryota, Viridiplantae, Streptophyta, Magnoliopsida, Magnoliales, Magnoliaceae. The transcript has 11 exons.